Molecule: messenger RNA, 956 nt
Organism: Raphanus sativus (radish)
Lineage: Eukaryota; Viridiplantae; Streptophyta; Magnoliopsida; Brassicales; Brassicaceae
Product: exopolygalacturonase-like
Exons: 1
Coding region: 70-816 (248 amino acids)
Biological process (GO): carbohydrate metabolic process
Molecular function (GO): polygalacturonase activity
Source: RefSeq, a predicted model, not a curated record
UCAAACGCUUGACUUGGCUUCAACUAAACCAAAAGGUAAUUAAGAAAAAAAAAAGCGAGAUCGAUCGAGAUGGCGUCUAGGUUUCUGGUCUUGUGUGUCUCCUCUCUCUUCUUCUUCUUACUCGCCGUCUCAAGUGCUCCCACGAGUGGAUAUUACAAAGGAGAUAAGGUCUUCGACGUCAGAAACUACGGUGCUCGCGGCGACGGUAAAACAGACAACGCUAUUGCGAUUGCAAAGGCCUGGAACGAUGCUUGUCAAUGGAGUGGUGGAAGCUCAACGGUCUAUAUACCCCUCGGAACAUUCUAUCUCAGUCAAGUAACGUUCACUGGCCCUUGCAAAAGUUAUAUCACUUUUAUAAUCACCGGAACCUUGACGGCUCCUCGGGAUCCUGACGUCAUCAAACAAGAAGCAUGGAUCGAGUUCCGGUACGUAGACAAUCUCACCGUUACAGGAGGAGGGUUGCUUGAUGGUCAAGGUGAUUACUCUUGGUCCCUCAACGAUUGUAACAAAAACCCUAAGUGUCGUACACUAGCUAUCAACAUAGGGUUUGCGUUCGUUCGAUCGUCGAGGAUCAACGGUCUAAAUUCGAUCAACAGCAAAAUGGGUCACUUCAACUUAUUCGCGGUCGAGGAUUUUAACAUUACCGGCGUGACUAUCACGGCUCCUGGAGAUAGCCCUAAUACCGACGGUAUCAAGAUUGGUAGAUCCAAGGAUAUGCACCUUUACAACGUCACUAUUGCAACCGGUGACGAUUGCAUCGCAAUACUUGACGGAACUACCAAUUUGGAUAUCUCUGAUGUCAGGUAUAUUAAUUAGCCUCAGAUAUAGCUUAAACUCAAAUUUGACUAGCGGAAAUCUAGCAAUCUCCUUACCGUAAAAUAUGUAAAGUAUCGUAAACCAUAAGAUAGAUGGUAAUAUUCUCUGAUUUAUUUCUUUUUUUGUUUAAGCAAAAAAAU